Molecule: messenger RNA, 684 nt
Organism: Adineta ricciae
Lineage: Eukaryota; Metazoa; Rotifera; Eurotatoria; Adinetida; Adinetidae
Source: the annotation of a GenBank genome assembly
AUGCUGUACUUUAUUCAGUUCAAGAAUAGGAUCGGCAAAAAUGCUACAACUAGACGUUACUUAGAUGUGCAAAACAAACGAAGUUCAAUGAUAGACAGUUCUAUUAUAACGACGAUGCUUUUAUUUGCAUCACUUCAAACAAUUGUGUAUAUCGAAUUAGACGUCGACGAGCAUUCUGUCUAUCAUUCUUUAGAUUGGCAAUCAAUUCUUUCCGAUAAUCGUCAACCAAUGUCAAAUCAUAAUUGCUACUCACAUCGUUCCUCGCUCGUAAAUACUGAUCGUCCAGAAUCUGCAACGGCUCCGUUUCGAAUAUCUCCACCAGUCGUUUUUUUCCAUGAUGGCAUCACAACCAGUGAAAUCGAUCUACGCAUUAUGGAUGCACAACGGCGUGCGCGUGCAAUCGCAACAGCUCCACGACGAAAUCGAUAUGAUGAUAAAGACGACGAUGAUGAUGCUCAUAGUUCAAACAAAACGCUGUUCGGCUUUAGUAAAACACCGGCUGUUCCAAUCCUCCAUCAGCCUUUGGCUUCCCAAGCUCAAUCCCUGCCUCAAACGCAAUCGGGCAUGAAUCUGAUACCAAGUCCUCGUGCUAUUCCACCAGCUCGAGAAGAUAGUGACGAACUCGAUUAUCUCUUCAGUAUUACGUCACGUCGAAAUCGAUGUUCGUCUGGACCAUUACCUUAA